Alnus glutinosa is the source of this 2916-nucleotide messenger RNA. RefSeq names its product casein kinase 1-like protein HD16. Gene Ontology annotation, cellular component: nucleus; cytoplasm. Gene Ontology annotation, molecular function: protein serine/threonine kinase activity; ATP binding. Gene Ontology annotation, biological process: peptidyl-serine phosphorylation; signal transduction; endocytosis. The record is from RefSeq and is a predicted model, not a curated record. Lineage: Eukaryota; Viridiplantae; Streptophyta; Magnoliopsida; Fagales; Betulaceae.
UAUCUCUCAGGGCUCUAUAGAAAUCUGUAGAAUUCCCAAUUGCUUUUUGAUUUCCCUCCACACAUCUCCCAACUCGAAGAUUUCAAUUUUCUCUCUCUUGGGCUCACAACCUUUUGUAAUUUGUAUUUCACAAAGACAUAGCCACAGUGAGAUCGAUUAUGUUCUAGAAGCUUCAUGAAUCUACUGGUUCCACAUCGUCACCAAGCCCUCUCCCUCUUCAUGGAUCACCCUUACGAUGCCUGAGCUGCGUAGCCGAGAACGCACGAAACAGUCAUCCAACAACCCUGAUCCGAACCCGAUUACCCAACCCGACAACAAGAACAAGCUACUGAACGUUCGAACUCGCUCGAGAAGGAACCGGACGAGUAACAAGAACGCGAUCGGCGUCUGUGUGAGGAGGAGAGGCCGCAAGGUCGUCACCGAAACGAGGUCGUUGAAGGACGAAGAAGGAGGAGAGGAGGGCAUUAGAGUUUUGAGAGAGGAAGUUGAGGAAAAAGCCAUGGAUGAUUGCGAUAGCGGCGGCGCCGGAGGCCGGAGCGGAGACAAGGGCCCGGGGGCCGAGGAUGACGGCAGCACUGCUCCUCUCCCUGAGAAGGUCCAAGUCGGUGGUUCCCCAGUGUACAGAGUAGAUAAAAAAUUGGGAAAAGGAGGCUUUGGACAAGUGUAUGUUGGUCGACGCGUUGGUCCUACUAAUUCAAACGAAAGAACUGGCCCUGGAGCUGUAGAGGUAGCUUUAAAAUUUGAGCAUAGGAGUAGUAAAGGAUGUAAUUAUGGACCGCCAUAUGAGUGGCAAGUUUACAACGCACUUGGUGGUAGUCAUGGUGUUCCACGAGCUCAUUAUAAGGGCAGGCAAGGUGACUACUAUAUUAUGGUCAUGGAUAUGCUUGGGCCAAGUUUGUGGGAUGUUUGGAAUAAUAACUCACACACGAUGUCUAUUGACAUGGUGGCAUGUAUUGCCAUUGAGGCUAUCUCCAUAUUAGAGAAGAUGCACUCUAGGGGAUAUGUCCAUGGGGAUGUAAAACCUGAGAAUUUUUUGCUUGGUCCUCCUAGGACUCCUGAAGAAAAAAAGCUAUUUCUUGUGGACCUUGGAUUAGCCACCAGGUGGCGAGACAGUACAACUGGCUUGCAUGUUGAGUAUGAUCAACGUCCUGAUGUUUUCAGGGGAACUGUCCGGUAUGCUAGUGUACAUGCUCAUCUUGGUAGAACUGGUAGCAGGAGAGAUGACCUAGAAUCUCUUGCUUACACUCUUGUUUUUCUUCUCCGUGGCCGGUUGCCGUGGCAAGGAUAUCAGGGAGAAAAUAAAGGAUUCCUUGUUAGCAAGAAGAAAAUGGCCACGUCCCCAGAAACUCUGUGUUGCUUUUGUCCGCAGCCUUUCCGGCAGUUUGUUGAGUAUGUGGUAAAUUUGAAGUUUGACGAAGAACCUAACUAUGCAAAAUAUAUCUCUCUCUUUGAUGGGAUUGUCGGUCCAAAUCCAGAUGUAAGGCCAAUAAACACUGAUGGUGCUCAAAAGCUUAUAUUUCAGGUUGGACAUAAGAGAGGACGAUUAACCAUGGAGGAGGAAGAUGAUGAACAGCCGAAGAAGAAGAUUCGAAUGGGGAUGCCUGCAACACAAUGGAUUAGUGUUUACAAUGCUCGUCGGCCUAUGAAGCAAAGAUAUCACUAUAAUGUGGCGGAAGUAAGGCUCUCCCAACACAUUGAAAAAGGAAAUGAAGAUGGGUUAUUUAUCAGUAGUGUGUCUUCAUGUUCAAACCUUUGGGCCCUUAUUAUGGAUGCUGGCACUGGCUUUACUGACCAAGUUCAUGAACUCUCACCCUGCUUUCUUCACAAGGAAUGGAUUAUGGAGCAAUGGGAAAAGAAUUACUAUAUCAGUGCAAUAGCAGGAGCUAAUAAUGGGAGUUCAUUAGUUGUAAUGUCCAAGGGGACACAGUACUUACAGCAGUCCUAUAAAGUCAGCGAUUCAUUUCCGUUCAAGUGGAUCAACAAAAAAUGGAGGGAGGGAUUUUAUGUUACUGCCAUGGCCACUGCUGGAAGUAAAUGGGCAAUUGUUAUGUCUCGUGGUGCAGGAUUUUCUGACCAGGUUGUGGAACUAGAUUUUCUCUAUCCUAGUGAAGGUAUUCAUCGAAGGUGGGACGGUGGUUACCGCAUCACAUCAAUGGCAGCAACUUUGGACCAAGCUGCUUUUGUUCUCAGUGUUCCAAGAAGAAAACCGGCCGAUGAAACUCAAGAGACUCUCAGAACUUCUGCUUUUCCUAGCACACAUGUCAAGGAGAAAUGGGCAAAGAAUCUUUAUAUUGCAUCAAUGUGCUAUGGUCGUACUGUUUCAUGAACUGCCAAAGUUCUGUUAGGAUGCCACUUAUGUUAUUUUGACCACUCACUUCUACGGUCCAUGGACUGGCUUUUAGCGUGUACUUCUUGGUACUAAGGAUCCUCUCAAGGCAAAUUUACUGAUCAUGGCAUUUUGGAGAUGAUGUAUGCUAAACUCUUCUUUAUUGCCGCCAUCACAUAGCAUCUGUUACAAACACCCGUGCACUGUCUUUCAAUUGUGUCAAAAUGCUUGUGAGGCUAAUUUUAAAUCAUAUAUCCACCUGCAAUGGGGAUCACUUCUACCCGUCAUUAAAAAGUUUGUACAGUUUUGAACAAUAAUCACGAGGUUGAAGGCAUGUGCACAGGUCAUUCUGAUUAUUGAUGGUAUUUUCGGAGGUACAAUUAUCAUUUUGCUGUGGGCUCUGGACAUUCUCAGCUGUUCAGCCUGUUCUCUUUUUCUAUUUUAAAGUUCUCCUUUUUGGACUCGAAGAUACUUCUGGGGUGUCACUUGAACUGAGAGCAAGUGGUUGUACACUUUGGCAACAGUUUGUAAUGAUCUCUUUAUUAUUAUUGUUCUUCAUGCUAUAAUUUAAUCGAAUACUUUUGCACCUC